UUGAGGGCAAGGCAGGCGGCGGCAGGGUUUUCCUUCCUCUCCUGCUCCCUCUCUCUCUCUGUCAGUCCACCGCCGCCGCCCUCUUCCUCCUCCUCCCCGGCCUCCACUGGUACUGGUGGUGAUCCAUCCGGGCUUCAUUGAUUUCUUCUGUUUGUACUGGUGCACUUCGCUUACUUCGAAUUUCGGAUGGACAACCAAAAUCACCAAGCCCCACCUGCUUCCAGCACCGACACCAGCGUCAUGUGCCAGCUGCUGAGUCCCGAAGGAGACCAUCUCGGUGCAGCGCUAUAUCUUCCGCAGAACGUCGGCCCGCCGCAGCUCCAGGAGAUUGUCAAUCAUCUCCUACACAAUGAGGACAAGUUGCCCUAUGCAUUUUACAUUGGAGAUGAAGAGCUCUCUGUUCAGCUUGGCACUUACAUGCAGCAAAAGGACGCCAAUGUUGAGGUUACUCUGCGCAUAGUAUAUCAACCGCAAGCACUUUUCCGGAUCAGACCAGUCAACCGAUGUUCCGCUACAAUUGCUGGACACACAGAAGCUGUACUAGCUGUUUCUUUUAGCCCUGAUGGAAAAUGUUUGGCUAGUGGUUCAGGUGACACCACUGUCCGGUUUUGGGACCUGAACACACAGACUCCAUUGUUCACAUGUAAAGGCCACAAAAAUUGGGUUCUCUGCAUUGCAUGGUCACCUGAUGGAAAACAUCUUGUUAGUGGAAGCAAGUCAGGAGAACUUAUAUUGUGGGACCCAAAAACUGGGAAGCAAUUGGGCUCUCCACUUACGGGACACAGGAAAUGGAUUACUGCUGUAUCUUGGGAGCCAGUUCAUUUGCAAGCUCCAUGCCGCCGCUUUGUAAGUGCAAGCAAGGAUGGUGAUGCACGCAUUUGGGACAUUACCACAAGGAAGUGUGUUAUUUCCCUUACAGGUCACACUAAUUCAGUGACCUGCGUCAAGUGGGGUGGAGAUGGUUUGAUUUAUACAGGUUCUGAAGAUUGUUUAAUCAAAGUAUGGGAAACUUCUCAGGGAAAGUUGGUCAAAACACUGCAGGGUCAUGGGCACUGGGUGAAUUCUCUUGCCUUGAGCACAGAAUAUGUUCUUCGCACUGGGGCAUAUGACCAUACUGGCAAGAUAUAUUCAACUGCAGAGGAAAUGAAAGAGGCAGCUCUUGCGAGAUACAAGAAGAUGAGGGGUAAUGCUCCUGAGAGACUAGUUUCUGGUUCUGAUGAUUUUACAAUGUUUCUUUGGGAACCAACAAUCAGUAAACAAUCCAAAGCUCGCAUGACUGGUCAUCAGAAGCUCGUAAACCAUGUAUACUUUUCUCCUGAUGGGCAAUGGUUGGCAAGUGCCUCCUUUGACAAAUCUGUUAAGUUAUGGAAUGGUAUCACAGGUAAAUUUAUUGCAGCUUUCAGAGGGCAUGUCGCAGAUGUCUACCAGAUCAGCUGGUCUGCCGACAGUAGGCUUCUUCUAAGCGGAAGCAAGGAUUCCACCCUAAAGGUUUGGGAUAUUCGAACACACAAGUUGAAACAAGACUUACCAGGUCACGCAGAUGAGGUCUACGCUGUGGAUUGGAGCCCUGAUGGCGAAAAGGUUGCAUCUGGUGGAAAGGAUAGGGCCCUCAAGUUAUGGAUGAAUUGAGUAAGGUCCAACUCUAUUGCACAAUGCUACACACUGUGUGUUCCUGGAUUGCUGCUAUAUUUUGAAAAGAAGAAAUUAAGCUCCCGACAGGAGAAGGCACUGUGUAAUCUUGUUUAACCAAUGUAGUUACAUUUAAAGCUAUGUUAGAAACUUUGUUCCGAGAGAUGUAACACGUCCAUUCAGAAAUCAGAAUGGAUUUGUCUUGCUUGUA
Molecule: messenger RNA, 1840 nt
Organism: Phragmites australis (common reed)
Lineage: Eukaryota; Viridiplantae; Streptophyta; Magnoliopsida; Poales; Poaceae
Product: notchless protein homolog
Exons: 14
Coding region: 187-1629 (480 amino acids)
Biological process (GO): ribosomal large subunit assembly
Cellular component (GO): nucleolus
Molecular function (GO): protein binding
Source: RefSeq, a predicted model, not a curated record